AUGAUAGCAAAAACAUUUGAAUGGGGAGUGUUUUAUAAGAUAGAUGUUGAUUCUUUUAGUCAUGAUUAUAAGAGUAUAGAAAAGACUAAAUCAAAACGAAAAGGAGGGACAAUUUCUGGAAUAUCAAGAAGAUUAGAUUAUUUAAAACAAUUAAAUAUUACUAGUGUUGUUUUAUCUGACUUUCCUUCUUAUUCUCAUAUUGACUUAAUAACUUCUCAAUUACACAAUCUUAAUAUCUCACUUUUCCUUUCAAUUAAUAAAAAUACAUUAAUCACACAUUCUCUCUUACAAACCCCAAUUGAUGGAUUUUUUAUUAAACAUCCUCUUCAAGCAAAAUCAUUUGUACAGAAAUUAAAACAGUCUUUUCAACAAGAAAAGAAACCGUUAUUAAUUGCUGAUGAAAAUUUACAUUCUUCUAAAGAACAUUUUCAAGAGAAUGUAUUUCUAAAAGCAUUAAAAUAUAUUCACGACCAUGGUUUUUCUUAUUUAACCCAAGAAGUAACACAAUUAUAUCUUUCAUUCUUUUAUGAUGGAAUUGUUGAUUAUUCAGGAAAUUUGAUUUGUCGUGACUAUGCAAAGGAAAAAGGAAUUUAUAAGUUUCUUCCAGAGUUUUUAGUAGGUCUCCAUUAUAAUUUCCAUACAUUACUCUAUCCAUCCAAUACAGUUCUUAUUACUCCAGUGUUUAGAGAUGAAAAGGCAAAAGAUGCAACAACUCUUAUAGCUCGUUAUAGUAGUCCAAUUAUGAUAGAAAUGGGAAUUGAAUUACAUCAAACAAAAGAAAAAGAACCUUUACGUUGGUCUUGGGCAGAAAAUAAAGAAAAAUCAAAAGAAGCAUUUUAUUACAACAUGAAAUUGUUUCAAACAAGAAAAGAUACUAAAGUUGGUGUUCCUACUAUUUUCACACAGAAAGAGGAGUUUAUUAUUGAUUAA
This is a messenger RNA of Entamoeba histolytica HM-1:IMSS, 930 nucleotides long. RefSeq lists its product as uncharacterized. The transcript has a single exon. The coding region runs from base 1 to 930 and encodes 309 amino acids. The record is from RefSeq and is a predicted model, not a curated record. Lineage: Eukaryota; Evosea; Mastigamoebida; Endamoebidae.